Messenger RNA from Chaetomium globosum CBS 148.51, 1287 nucleotides. RefSeq lists its product as uncharacterized. NCBI's taxonomy places the organism in Eukaryota, Fungi, Ascomycota, Sordariomycetes, Sordariales, Chaetomiaceae. Gene Ontology annotation, molecular function: protein binding. Bases 1 to 1287 code for a protein of 428 amino acids. The transcript has 2 exons. The record is from RefSeq and is a predicted model, not a curated record.
AUGUCUUCCUGCCUAUCACUCAAAGGCUCCAAGGCAUGCUCCGCCUUCCAGGCAUCGUCCGUGUCUACCACGGACACGAAUGUCGUGGGGUUGUUUUCAUUAUCGACUCGAGACUGCAUCACGGGCGUGACGAAUGAACCUGACAAUUGCGGGUAUGGAAAUAGCACCGUGGGACUGUGUUCCUACUGCGCUAAGGGUGGAAUUAACUCGACCGAUACCUGUUGCUACGGGGCCGAUGCCGAAACGCGCUGCGCCGGAGUUGUUCUGCCCACAAUCACACCAAUCACUUUACCGACGGUUACAGCGACGGCGACACCGGAUCCGAAUGACGAUUCCGCUGGGGGCGGUCUAUCAGGGGGGCAAAUUGCUGGCAUCGUUAUCGGCUCGGUCCUUGGCGUCGGCCUCAUCGCGGCCCUUAUUUUCGGAUUUCUUGUUUAUCGAAGGAGGAGGAGCGGCAGCCAAAACGGCAGCGUCUUCAACCAGCCAUCGCCCGCUCGACGUGGCCCACCGUCACAGAUGGGGCAGACCAACGCAUCGGCUGGGUUUGACGUGUUGCCUGGUGGGAGGAUCGCCCGGAUGUCCGCCCUCGAGCGCCAUUCCCGUGACUCGCCGUCCCGUCACACGGCUCGGGAUAUGCACAGCUCCGUCCCCGGAACCGCGGCGGGGUAUCGUGGGAGUAGGAGGAGAGGCGACGACCAUUCAUCUUCUGAUGGUUUUGGCUCUAGCCCGCCAUCUGAACGCGGUACGGGCGGCGUGCUCCGGCCGCCCCCGACAAUGUUGAGGCGGAACGGAUCUCUUUCAAGCGGUUCGGUGCUGGCGGGUGAGGAUCCUCAGUCGCCCAGCUCUGGCGGCAUCUCUUCCCCUCCAGGGAUAUCGAGCCAGCAGUCGGAGCAGCUGCCAUUUUUCAAAGACUACUAUUCCCAGGACGAUAUCCACCCUGGCGACCGAGUUGCGGUUCUCUGGGCGUAUCAGCCGCGGGCUGGCGACGAGUUCUUGUUGGAACGUGGCGACAUGCUCAAGGUUGUGGGGAUUUGGGACGAUGGCUGGGCUACGGGCGUCAUGGUGGACGAACGCGCAGAGCAGUGGGAGGCCCGCCGGCAAGCCCAGCGGGACAGUGGGGUGUCGAAUACAUCAGGCAGAGCGCGCGAGGAGUCACCGCCCGUCAGCGGCGAAAUCAAAGCGUUCCCGCUGGUUUGCGUGUGCUCGCCGGAGCACUGGAAGAAGACAAUCGACGGCGACGGCUCGACCGACACGUCCAGCGCGAAUCCGUACAUGACGGCGGCGUAA